AUGGGAAGAUCAAUACGUUCUGUCCUCAUUGACGGCUGGUGGUACUGGGGAGCCUCCGAUACAUGCGGAAUAAAGUUCAGCCAGGACGGAACAGGAGAGCUGGUCUGCGGUCACGGCAUGUCUUUGUUCAUUGCCGCGAUAUUCGACUGGGAGCCUCGCACAGAUCAAGACGAUACACUUCUUGAGAAAGUUGUCGGCAACGGUAGUGAAAACAUUCCAACAGUGGGUCUCAAGCUGACCCUCACCAAACGUCGCAUGCCGUGGUACGGUAAUAUGCCAACUGACGGGUGGGAAUUACACGAUAAAAAUCUCACGCAGAAUGCCUUUACCCCAAAGAUAUAUACCCUCCAGUUUGAGCAGGGUACGUUUCCAGUUAUCGCAAAUACUACCUCUAGCCUCUGUCACUGGUACUCUCUACAUGUCAAGUUCAACCCGUCCCCAUACCCACCCCUCGAUGAAUGGGCCAUGAAGAGUCCGGCAGAAGGGCACAAGUACUGGGAGAGGAAGGACUUCUACAGAGAGCAAAUUGAAGGAGACGUGUACUAUGAUCCAGAAAGCGGGGUUUCGAGGCGAGAGGAGAUGGAAGGGCUGAAGGCUGAGCUGGCCAGGAAGAGGGACUUUAGGAGGAUGGCUUGA
This is a messenger RNA of Scedosporium apiospermum, 636 nucleotides long. RefSeq lists its product as uncharacterized. The record is from RefSeq and is a predicted model, not a curated record. NCBI's taxonomy places the organism in Eukaryota, Fungi, Ascomycota, Sordariomycetes, Microascales, Microascaceae. The transcript has 2 exons. The coding region runs from base 1 to 636 and encodes 211 amino acids.